CAGAUGAUGAGAGUGGGUCAUCAGCUGCAGACAGUCAGGUGUGGUCGGCGGGGAGACAUUCCGACCGGAGCGGGGAUCUAGUGGGUUCCACCAGGACAAAUCAACGUCUGCGGCGGACCUGUAAACAUGACCCACCGACAGAUCACCAACUACACCGACAUGACCGACCACCGUUUAAACCUGAAGGAGCAGAGAGCGACAGCCCUCCCCAUGUAAAGACCCAGGGAACGGUUGACUUCUUGCCCAACCGCCGGAGGAGCUGAAGUGAAAUUAAGGGAUGAGCUUUAAGGAACCUCGGCAGAUGUGACCACUACUGAACUGCAGCGAGAAAGAGGAACGACCCAGUUUCUCGCUUCUUCUUUCAAAGGGAUGGAGUUAAUGAGUGAGCGGUGGAGGAGUUCAGAGCAGUGACUGGAUUGAUCACUCGUCAUCUCACCCGUCCAUUUGUCUGUCAGAGCAGCAACCACAAAAUGCCAAAAUCCCCCCGGUCGUGCAGCCUUAGAUGUGUGACUUUCAGUGCUUAGACCCCCAUCAAGACGUCCUCUCUGCGUCCAAAGGAGAACGGAGGGAGUGAGCGCACUGCAAAAAUCACUGAAUGUAAACGUCUGAGUGGCCAGGAGCUGGAAAUCCCCUGCAGGAGCGUCACUGGGUUGAACUGGAACUAAGGUGGAACCAUCAGCCGUCAGGCAUGAAUCAUAAAUCCAGAGCGGGAGCGCGUCGUUCUCUGCUGGCUGCUGUGGUUUCACUUUGAAACCGAAGACGAUGUUGUGAACAUUUGAACUGGAACUCGAGGAAAAAAAAACAAACCCAAACUGAAAAGCGCAGGAAUUGAACUGGGAAUGUCCUCCUGUUGCCAUGGGAACAACCGUGAUGUCCGGACAAACUGCUGCGCUGCUCUGAGCUCGUAGCACCGGGGAGAUUAAGGAUAUCGCCUCCUCCUAUGAAACUGACUUUACUUGGGAAUCAUUAAGAGGCCGUCCACAUGGCGGGGAAGGACUACAAUCAUCUCUUCAAACUGCUCAUCAUUGGAGACUCCAAUGUGGGGAAAAGCAGCCUCCUGCUCCGCUUCGCAGACAACUCCUUCUCGGGCAGCUACAUCACCACCAUCGGCGUCGACUUUAAGAUCCGGACGGUGGACAUCGACGGAGAGCGGGUGAAGCUGCAGAUCUGGGACACGGCGGGACAGGAGAGAUUCAGGACCAUCACGUCGACGUACUACAGAAACACCCACGGCGUCAUCAUCGUUUACGACGUGACGAAUCCGGAAUCGUUUGUAAACGUUAAGAGGUGGUUAAAUGAAAUCUCCCAGAACUGUGACAGCGUCUGCAAGAUCCUGGUGGGAAACAAAAACGACGACCCCGCCCGGAAACAGGUGGAUACCCAGGAUGCUGUGCGUUUCGGGGAGUCGAUGGGGGUCCGGGUGUUCGAGACCAGCGCCAAAGAGAACAUAAAUGUCGAAGAGAUGUUCAUGGCCUUCACCCACAUGGUGCUCCGGGCCAAGAAGCAGAGCCAGAACAGAGCCGAGAGGGAGCGAGAGCGGGAGAGAGACACCGUGAACAUCAACGCCCAGAGAGACCGAGACCGCAGGAAGAGAGGGAAGAAGUGCUGCUGAGACGCAGACUCACGGCGAAGCCGCCGCCGCCGCCGCCCGUCGCUUCACAAACGGCGUUCAGACAAGAAGGGGAAACUGUGCCUUCAGAGACGAGCUCCUGCAUCAGUCGCAGCUGCUGGUCGUGAAUGUAACGGAGGCAGAGGGAUUGACAGUCCGUCAGCGCUGACUGCACGUAGCAGCCUCCACGUUACAGGAGUUAAAGGAUCAUUCUGGUGUUUCACAGCCCGUUUACCACGAAUCACAGUCCCAGCAUGCCGAGGUGAGGCCCGAGAGGCUGCUCGCUCCUCCCGAGACGCCGCUGCAGACAUUCAUGCUCCCCAGAGGAUGAAAGCUAACGUUUUUGACCCUUUCAUUAGUGCCAACAGGAGGUUAAAACGUCCACUGAAACAGAAGAAGCACAAUCACAGAUCCUGUGAUUUCAUUUGUUCAUGAGCCUUCAGUCCAGCGACCAUCGCGAACUGCUUAGUGUCUAAAUUAUUCGUGUUUGUUAGAGAACUGAUGACUUUUCCUGAUUAAUCAAUCGCAGUGAAAGAAGCACAACUGAUCAGCUGUUCUGUUUUGACCUGAAAUCUUUCGGGUCGUGACGUUUCAGCUGAACGUUCACGCAGACCUCGGGAGUCGUGGCGACCUCCGGCCGCUCGUUAACCGCUGAUGUCGGGUCACAUUUAUCAGGCUUCUUCAGUUCCGUCGUCAUCGUCAGCUCUGAGAAUCACCUGCACCUGUCAGACUUAAACUGUGAUUGUGGUGAACGCGAGAAAGAAACGCCGGUGUGGUCCUUUAACUUCCGACUAGUGAACCGCUGUUUUCAUGUUUUUGUUUUGUCUUAAUAAAGUUUUACCACUGAGAGGGAACUAAACUAACCUGGACACACUAACAGGUGUGCUGAGUGCAGUCCAACGCCUGCGCGCCUUAUUUCAGUUCAGACGAGGCCAGUAAUCCGAGACGCCGCCGUGCGACCUCGACGCAGAGCAGCCCGAAACGCUCGAGUCCUCGGUUUGUUGUUUUUUUUUUAAUGUAAAUCUGUCGCC
Messenger RNA from Chelmon rostratus (copperband butterflyfish), 2640 nucleotides. RefSeq names its product ras-related protein Rab-35. The transcript has 7 exons. Gene Ontology annotation, cellular component: endosome membrane; plasma membrane. Bases 983 to 1612 code for a protein of 209 amino acids. Gene Ontology annotation, molecular function: GTP binding; GTPase activity. NCBI's taxonomy places the organism in Eukaryota, Metazoa, Chordata, Actinopteri, Chaetodontiformes, Chaetodontidae. Gene Ontology annotation, biological process: endocytic recycling. The record is from RefSeq and is a predicted model, not a curated record.